AUGGUGGAUCGCCCCGUCCAGAUGAGCUUCUUUCCCUCCUGGGACCGGCCUCUUCAUGCAGACGAGUACCAGUCCUUGGAAUUCUUCCAUCUGCAGACCUCAUCAUGUUUCGGUGCCAAAGCAGGAGCAUUCUUGCUUCGCUCGGCUUACCAUGAUCCCAGCAUUCGAGUCGCGGCUAUGGCUCUAGGAUCGCUACAUCGCGAGUUUCUAUUUGAGCGGACUCGGUACCCCGAUGUGCGCAUGCAAGGAACCCAGCUAGCCCUGCGUCAGUACAACACCGCGAUUCGACAGGGUUUAGCACAGAUGUCUAAGGGCGUGGAAAACGGGUCUGUUGAUGUAGUUUUGACCAUGUGCAUUUUGUUCUACUGCUUUGAGAGUCUACAAGGGCAUUUUAGAGUAGCCCUGCGGCAUGUCACGUCAGGGUUGCGCAUCAUGAAACAACAGGAAGUCCAAUGUCAGACAUUGCAAAAGAAGACCAAUCUCCCCGCGGACGCCAUUCGGUCGCUGUUUGCCUAUCUGGAAAGCCAAAUGCUCGAGUUAGACGACGAAUUCAACGCGUCUGAAAAACUGCAUCCCUCCGCACUCAAGCCUUCGGGCCUACCCCCUAUCGACUCUUCUCACGGAGCCUACACCCUGGAGGAGCUUGACGAGAACUUCCGCCUCGUUUACAACCGACUCCUCCGAUUACUUACGAAAUCAACGCCGGCAGCCCAUGCGGACAUCGUCAAAGACGGUGAACUAACCGAAAUUCCCGAAGUAGUCAUAGCUGAUUACGCUGAAGCCCGAACCGAGAUGUACGCCUGGUCCGCGGCGCUGAGCGAAUACCUCGAGUGCCACCCAAUCGAGGCCAUGGAUUCAGCCAGCCGGCAAUUUGCCAACAAACACAAGAUGUGGAACGCAAUGGUACACAUCGUGUUGCAAAUGGAGCUGCCGUUGGUGGAAACGGGCUGGGACCGAUUCACGCCGGAGCUGGCAGCGGUAGUGGAUCUGGCCGAAGAAGUCAUGAACAUCCUCUUAGAGAUGCCAGAGAUGCGCAAGAGAAGCCCAUCGCCAACUGCUGCAGCAAGCGUUGCAUCCUCCUCGCCACCGCCGGGGUCGACUCUUCCUUCCUACCAACAUAUACUCCAUACACAGGACCUUCCCUCUCCCUGCACAUUCUCCAUGUCACAGGGCAUACUACCGCCGCUAUGGAUCGUGGCCACGGCCUGUCGCGACUCAAGAACCCGAUACCGCGCUAUUGACUUGAUGAGGCGGAGCCAACGUCGCGAAGGUCUCUGGGACUCGUUCCUAUUUGCCGAGCUGGCCUCCAAAGUUGCCAGAAUCGAAGAACGUUCGGCAAUGAUUCCCGAGGGUGUGCCGUACGAGCCGGCGGAUCUGCCCGUUCGCGCGCGCAUCACGACUAUCGCCAAUACCUUUGGUGAUGGCAGACAGGUGCAGGUGAGAUACUUAGGCAAUAAUUAUGAGCUGCUGGAGGAGACCCUAACCGUUUGA
This is a messenger RNA of Aspergillus affinis, 1491 nucleotides long. RefSeq lists its product as uncharacterized. The transcript has a single exon. The record is from RefSeq and is a predicted model, not a curated record. The coding region runs from base 1 to 1491 and encodes 496 amino acids. NCBI's taxonomy places the organism in Eukaryota, Fungi, Ascomycota, Eurotiomycetes, Eurotiales, Aspergillaceae.